CGUAUUACGUAUGUAUGUAAGUACCUAUAAGCUUCCCCUAAUUGCAUUUUUAAAUAAUGGAAUGUACUGCAAAAUCACUUGCGGAAGAAUUUGUGGACAAUCUACUGAAUGAAGGCAAAAAGAUCCCUUGCGACGAAACGUUGGAAUCGUUCAAGAGAACCGAAGUACCAGUCUAUUACGAUGAAAAACUCUAUAAAAGAGGACAAGCGUUUUUCAACGAAAACAUCUACGGGCUCAUGUUCAGUAAAUUCCUGGGCCUCAUAUGUGUCAUAGCCUUACCGGCAGGCCUAAACGUUUUAAUAAUGACGAAAAUGAGCGGUUCCGAUAUGACCGCUUACAGGAGAUAUCUGGCUACUGUAUUCCACGUCAAAACUUGGUACGACUACGAUUUUCGUCCCGGGUCCAGACUUCUAGCAUCUAUAGAAGACGUGAAGAGAAAACACAACGCAGCUAGCAAGCAAAGCAUCAGAAGGCUGAAGUACAGAUUCAGCCAAAUGGAUAUGGCUUUAACUCAGUUUGGGUUCAUGGGUUUCGGGUUAGUGAGGGGUGCCAUGGUGGGAAUUCAUAAUCCGAAAGAAGAGGAUCUCAAGGGCUUCAUACACGUUUGGAGAGUUUUAGGAUAUAUUUUGGGAAUCGAAGACAGAUUCAACAUAUGCAGGAGCUCAGUACAGGAAACUAGAGAGAUCUCCGAUAUACUUUUGAAAAAAGUCUUCACUCCCAUGUUCGAGAAACCCGAAACGUCGCUGGUUAAAAUGGUGAACUACUUAAUCAACGGAAUGUCCGCUGUAGAUCCCGCCAUAGAUUAUUAUUUAUGUAUGACGUAUUUACAAAUGGUACUAGAGAACCGAGGAAAUUACAGGAAGCUCGAGAACCAAAACUAUAAAAAUAUAUCCUGGUGGGUUAAAACAAAACUGAGUAUAUUGUCUAUGAUAAUGUACUGUUUAAAAUUUAAAAUCAUCAGAUUGUAUUUCCAAUAUAUUACUGUAUUCAAAUUAUGGUUGGCCAGCGCAUUCCCCGUACUCGCUUACAUCAGGUUUGGAAUUAAGAAUGGACAUGUAAACUUUUUGAAAAUUAUUUACAGGUCGAAAAAAAGUAAUUAGUUAUUUUAAUGGCCGCCAGAUAAGUAUAUUUUAAUUUAGAAUAUCCCUUUUAAAUUCUCUAUUGUAAUUUAAGUAUAUUUUUAAGCGAAUCUUUAACUGACUUCCUUAUUUGCAUAUUAGUACCAACCAGAGACAACAUUAUUUUGUCUCUGGUAUGUACCAACAGUACUUCAGAGCUAAACUGUAUUAACUCCCAUUUAGACAAUUUUACAGAAGUAAAAUUUAAUCUCAAUUAAUUGUACAUACCGCUUUUAUUGUUUUUUGUUAGAUGGUUAAAAGAGAUUAGCGAAAAAAAGCGAUGUUCUGAAAUUUGUUCACAUUCGGCUUAACUGUACUUCUAGUGGGUAUGAAUGUGAAUACACAAUUUUUUUUGUAAGAUGUUUAUUUGUCAAGUUAUAGGUUUCUAAGAAUAGUCGUAAUUGAAAUUCGUAUUUUUCGGAAAUAGUUUUUCGAAUUAAGCAAAUUUAUUUUAUAAUAUUAAGUAAA
Messenger RNA from Anoplophora glabripennis (Asian longhorned beetle), 1586 nucleotides. RefSeq lists its product as uncharacterized. The transcript is spliced from 5 exons. Bases 57 to 1100 code for a protein of 347 amino acids. NCBI's taxonomy places the organism in Eukaryota, Metazoa, Arthropoda, Insecta, Coleoptera, Cerambycidae. The record is from RefSeq and is a predicted model, not a curated record.